This is a messenger RNA of Exophiala bonariae, 1422 nucleotides long. RefSeq lists its product as uncharacterized. The coding region runs from base 1 to 1422 and encodes 473 amino acids. Lineage: Eukaryota; Fungi; Ascomycota; Eurotiomycetes; Chaetothyriales; Herpotrichiellaceae. The transcript has a single exon. The record is from RefSeq and is a predicted model, not a curated record.
AUGCACCUACAUCGCAUCUGGCCACACUUGCUAUCCAUCACUAUCUGCAUCGUAGCAUUAGUUCAACCAAACACUGAAAGUGGAAUUGAACAGACACUAUGGGUCGAAGAACGCUUCGACGACUUUAUCUUGGCCUAUUGGGCCAAAGGUGGUUGGAAGGGCGCGAGCAGUUGGACUGGAGAUGUCUUAAGUCGGCUAAUGGUCAGUUAUCUAUCAUCGCAGGGCGAAGUUGCAAAUCACAGCAAAGUAAACGAAAUCUUUGCGCAUGUCGUUUCUCGAUCAUUGAGCGCAUGGACACUCAUUCAGUACCUGACACAAGCAAACGAUGACUUUGGAUGGACGGUGGCCCUAUUGCUUGAGAUCCUCGAGUAUACCCACGAAUACGAAAAGCGAUACCCCGACACUAGUUCUUCGGCGCGACUUCCAAUUCUGCGAGGUCGCCUUGCGUUCCGGGCGGCAUUUCUCCACGAUCUGAUGAUUGAAUCUUGGACCGCAGAGCUCUGUCACGGAGGAGCUGAGUGGUAUGUUCGUACUCGUCGGCGGUUUGUCUGGCCCUCACUCGGCGUUCGAGAGAUAUACAAGAACACCAUCACCAAUCAUCUCUACAAUGGGAACAAUGCGCAGAUAUACAACGCUUACGAUGGUGCCGUUUUCCCUGUGGGCGUGAUCGAGAUCGCGGUCCAUGGUCUUCGAGUUUUGGGGAAAAUCAUCCGUCCAUUAUUUGGGGGCUCGAGGGGCCACCUACGUCUUUUCCAGUUCGCAGAUGUCGCCUUGCUGGGAAGAGCCACCAAGGGCAUCAACUGGAUGGACCAAACCGACCUUCUCACCGAGGACUCACUAUACGUUGAUGGAAUCAGACCGCGUUUCAAACAGUUCUCCCCUGACACAUCGCCCACUGUGGUCUGCGACGUCCGGGGUGAGGCGGUUUUCACCUACAACCAGGUUGCUGGCCUCCGGGCGCUCUACUUCUUGACUCAAGCUACAGGCAAAGGUGAAUUCCUCCGCAACGGCCAUCACGCGAUACAAAACUUAAUUGACGCUACCAUUUCUGGAAAUCUCGGUUGGGAUGGCAUUCUAGAAGAGAACUGCGAUCGACCUGGUAACUGUUCACAGGACAUGCAAGCUUUCAAGGGUGUGGUCUUCCUCGAAGUCCAGCGUUACUGCCGGGCGAUUUCGGGAGAUGCGACUCGCGAAAUUCGAGCCUGGCAUGUAGACCAAUGUCGACAAUAUACGCCUUGGAUAAGGACAAACGCCGCAGCUGCUCGCUCUACGAUAGACAACAAAGGCGCAUUCGGAGGUUAUUGGGGCAUUAAGCACGUAAAUCACAGCCAGGGCGGGCGUGGUCGCACCAUAGAAACGCAAUUUUCAGGCCUCGCGGCUCAGUUGGCGCUAUCAUUCUUUGAGAAGAGCUUCAGUGAGUAG